Dinoponera quadriceps is the source of this 4645-nucleotide messenger RNA. Its product is annotated as type I inositol 3,4-bisphosphate 4-phosphatase. NCBI's taxonomy places the organism in Eukaryota, Metazoa, Arthropoda, Insecta, Hymenoptera, Formicidae. The record is from RefSeq and is a predicted model, not a curated record. Gene Ontology annotation, molecular function: phosphatidylinositol-3,4-bisphosphate 4-phosphatase activity. The transcript has 17 exons. The coding region runs from base 644 to 4567 and encodes 1307 amino acids. Gene Ontology annotation, cellular component: cytoplasm.
AGUGCAAUCUGAGAUGCAUUGGAAAAUUUAUUGAAAAGAAGUGUUGCUUUUAUGUUGCUGACCGUGCGAAACGGCCGAAUGGAUUUCAAUCUUUAUAAUCAGCCGGUAGAUGACAGCGCGUCGAAAGCAACGGGACGAAGCCACCCAAUCGCGCACGAUCGUUCGUCAGUCGUUUAUCAUUCGUUACCGGAGAUAUCCAUUUUUUUCUGGCAAAUCACCGCAUUGCUAUGUUUGCCUUUCAUGUCGUAACGUAUCGUCCAUAACGCGUUAAGCAUUCUCACGAGGCAGCGUAUUCUCGAUCUAGGCUGACCGAUUUUCCAUGUCGCGUAUGUGCCACGUCGGUUUAAAAUUGAUCCGCUCCGCUGAUGUCGCAAGGACCAGCGAUCUUCUGAGAACAACAAUGGGAAACUCUUCUGAUUUUUGACAAGAGUUUUCGCCGUGUCGCUGCACGAGUUCCUGCGAAAAUCGCGAGCGAAUUAUGGAUUUUCGUCGGUGCUAAAUAUAGUGUUGACAGGCGUCGCUGUGUCGCGCUGUCAGUGACGGUCAAUGUGGGGGAAUGUGGAUGGUAACCAGUUUGUAAAAAUGUAUAUAAACAAAUAAACUAGGGAAGCUGUAAAUAUGUUUGCUUAGUCACCUAUACAAGAUGAGAUUCAACAAGCAAGAAUUAUUAACACUAGCUACCCAACCUUCCCAGAAAUUUGAAAAAGAAGGUAUUCUGUAUGUGAGAGAGCGACAGGAAGGUUUCUUUCGCAGAACAGAAAGUACAGGUAAAAAACCCGAGAACAAAAAUCAAAGAGGAAAGUCACAUAAGAGCCUACGAGAUCUCAAUUGUGUUACAGCCGGCGCGAGCAAAGUAAGUCUCGAACGAUGGUGCAGGCUGCGCGGCAACCUUUUGUUUUAUUUCAAAUCGCGGGAGCAGUGGUCAGAGCCGCUAGGGGUGAUCAUACUGGAACAGUGCACGGUCCGCGUCGAACUACCCAGCAAUCACGUUCCUUACGGAUUCAGCAUAGUUUUCGACGGAGGCUUGUUUCAACAGUUAGGCGCCAACACGGCCGAGGAGAGGGACAGUUGGUUGCAGGCGCUGCAGUUGGCCAGCUAUGAGUGCAUGCGGAGCCAGUUGCUGUCGUUGCGACAGCGCAUCGAGGCGUUCAGCGGCCACAAGUACGACACGGAUAUUCAGAUGUUGCGCUUACAGCGUGGCACCUUCACAGGUUGUUCAGAAUUUAAAAAUCGGAUCUUACCUUCUUUUCCUUUGCCAUUCAAAUUUCAUGCUGAAUUCGUUUCGUCAGAUCCGGCGGAGGUACCGAUGUGCGAGAUAUCGUUAGCUUGCGACAAUUUACUAUGCGACGGACACGGCCGGCCACCCACACCCGUUUUAGAGAUAGAUGUACAAUCGAAAUCUUCGAAAACCUGGAUUAAAUACGCGCGGACGGAAGUCGUGGAGCGGAGUAGCAAUCCCAGUUUUUUAACUACGGUGAGCUUCCGAGCGAGCGAUGGCUUGACGACCGAAACGAAAAUUAGAAUAACCGCGUACGAUGUCAGGGAAAGAGUUAGCCAAACCGCAACUCCGAUAGGAAGCGCGAUAGUGACGUUCAGCACGGUGCAGGACACUCCAAGAUUAAGGAUACCGUUGAAGUCAGCGAAAACAACGACUGUCGGAUUCUUAACGAUUAACGUGUGGAAUUUGGAAGCCGAGGACAAAGGAAAUAGUACGGAGAGUACACCAUCGAGAAACGCGGUAUAUGGCAAUAACAACCAACAUCUGCUUUCGCACAGACGCUCGCAGUCAUUGCCUCCGAGAUUAGGAACGAAAAUAAAGUUCCCGCAUCAGGGCCAGUUAAAAUUGCUCUUUGCUAAUCCGUAUGUACAGACUUACCGAUUCCAUUCCGGGCUAGGUGGUGAUAUAUGCGUGCACGAGAUUAUGGCGGAGAGCAAGCUUUGCUUUCAAUUUCCUCAACACCUGCUUGGGAUCUGGAUACAGGAAGAAAAGGAAUUGCUACAGGAGGUAGCUGGAAUGGGAGAACUGAGGGAGCCUUGGCACACGAAGCAAGUCGAAUUGCUCGACCGCCAUCUUCACUUGUUACAUUUGUAUUCCCAAGCCAAAGAAAACUUAGCUGCCUACAAAGGAAGUUAUUUCAAGCAGUCGUCGCGAAAGAACGACCGUACUCUCGAAUUUGCACCUCUUAAUUUGCACCUUCAGAGAAUGUGGGUUCACAAUGACACGCUGAACAAGUGCGGAUUUUACGACUUUAUCAGCGUAGGAGCCUUCACCGCGCAUUCUCAUAAAAGCAAAAACGGCGGACUUAUAAGACUGGUGCAGGCGCUGAAGGAGUCGCCGAUACGGGGCAAUCAGCUGUAUCAGGGAACAUCCAAGAUAACGAUGGCGCACGAUGCGAUUCAAGCAAUCAAGCAGCUGCGCCGAGACGUCGUGGAAGCGAUGAGGUCACUGAUGAAACUCGCCAAGGAGAAGCAAACCAGCGGCAUGCUACCGAUAUGCGAGGAUAUGAUAACGAAGACUCGGAUCUUACUCAGCCUGUGGGACCCUGGCUUGGUGGAGGAGGCAUUAACGUUUCUGGAAGAGUAUAAAGUCGCUAAAGUCCAAGAGGACUCUGUCACGGACGACACUCUGACAUUGGACUUCAAGACGAACCAAUCCCUGUCGCCGUUCAAACGGAUCACGCAGCAGCUGAACUUUGACCUGAAGAGUCCCGACUUUGACGACUUCGUCACGCCCGACACUCCCGAGUGCGUGCAGGACAUCUGGUCGAAGGGCGGCAUGAGGAACGGAGAGUACGCUCCGUUAGCGUAUACGAGAAAUGACGUCGCGGAGGAGGAUUUCGUGAUAUUCCCAGAUGUGGAGGACGAUCCGAAGGAGAUCGUCGACAGGAGGGAGAACGACGAGAGGGAAGAUUUGAGAAGCGGCGGCGACGCCGAUCCGUGCAGACGUUUCCUCGAUACUCAGAAGAUGUGCAACUCACCGUCGGCGAAUUACUACAAGCCCACGGAUGAGCCAGAGCCGUGGGAUCUCACUCAGUUAAAUAUCGAGGCGAGUGUAAUGUGUCUCGUGUCGAAGGUGAAGUUCCUCUGCGGCAGAUGCAGCAGCCCAGCGGUGCGGCUGCGCAACAAGAGUCUGAGCAGGUCGCAAAGUCUGAAGGGUCCGAGCAGUCGGCAUAACGCCGAGGUCGUCACCAUACAGCCGAAGAACGGUAUUAAGUGCGAGGAGUCGAACAAAUUGCUGGAGGAGACGAACGACGCGUCGCGCACAGGAGCGGAGAAGCCGGCGUUCUCCAAGGCGAAAGAAGGUAAGAAGAGAGGAUCGCUAAAACGAACUUGUUGUAACAACUCGUCUUCCAAUGAAGUGUGCCAAGCGGUUGACUCGAUGACGCGAGUGAUCAAAAGUAAUUCGGGACAGAGGAACAAGUUCACCGAAGGUCUGGACUUCGCGUCCAUUGUGGAUUGGACGAGCGAGCUCAGGCCGAGCAUGAAGAAGCUGCGGCAGGCCAUGGACGGGCUACUUAAGACUGCCAGAUUAACACACUCGGUGUUUCGUGUGCAGGAAGACUCCAAGGUGGCGCAGCGCGCAUGCAAUGUCCGUUACAGACGGGACGUUUGCUUCAGUCAAGCGUUGACGGCCUUGGUAACCGGCAUAAUGGCGAAACUGUGGUGUCAGCGACCCGAUCCGAUGUUUCUGCUGAUACUCACGACUUUAGGACCACUGGUCUCUUUCGAGGGUCUUCUUAGCUACUACGGGGACGAGAUCGAUAUGUGGGGGGAUAUGGCUGUAGCAGUCGAAGACACGCACACCGUCACCUUCACUCUGUCUCGGUGCGGCAUUCAACCUAGAGUCGAGGGAAAGCACAAUAUGACGUUCCAGCUUCCUUUACCGCGUGUAGUAGGAUCACGGAGCGCUCUGACGGUGAUACUUCCAGUUCCGGAUGCCAUCUAUUCUCUGCUGCCGUUGGUACCUUCGUCCAGGCAGACCUUGUCGUUCAACGUGACGCCGGUGUUCUUCAACGUCGGUAUCAACGAGAUGGCUUCUUUGGCUGAAAGCCUCGGUACUACGAAGCCGCAAGAGAAGAGUAAUAUGGACAAUUUCGACAGGCUGAACGAGUAUUACUUGAGAUUCAAGAAAUUGAAUCUACCGACGGAACCCGCGUCCACGCGUUUUGCUGCAAGAUCGAUCUUGGGCCACGCAUUGUCAGACAUGAUGUCCAACUUGAAAAUGUGCGUUCAGGAGAAGGUGAACAAGAACGUAGAGAUUUUGCAGUUGUCCUCGCAGAUAUGUCGAAGAAUGCGCGGCCUGAGAUUUACCAGUUGCAAGAGCGCAAAAGAUCGGACCGGUAUGUCAAUCACCCUCGAGCAGGUUAAUAUACUCUCGUCGGAGUAUCAUCUGGCCGAACACGAGUAUACCAGGGCUCUUGACUGUAUGCGAAGUGAGGGUUGCCGGCGAGAGAACACGUGGAAAAACAUUGGUGUGCGAAAGUACGCGUUCAACAGUUUACAGAUUUUGACGCUGCCUCGACUUUACCGACCACCAACUGGCACGUACGGAUCUGCUCAGACAUAAAAAAAAAAAGUCUCACUGACUUUACGUACGUGUACAAUUACAUUACGAACAAUUAAAUUUGACUCUUUGGCUGUGUAA